GGUAGCAUAGGGAGUUCUGCGUCACGUCCGGUCCUGUGGCCUUUCCUCGGUCUGGCCGCUUUCACAGCAUCCUCUGUCUCCCCUCCAGCUACCCCGCGGGCAGAGGGGUGCGGCGCACCCCGGGUCAGACGCCCCUCCUGAGGAUCCUGCAGCCCUUGCCCGAUGCUGGGAGCAUCAGAGAAGAGCAUGGCCUCCAAGCCGCAGGAAGCUGGCGUCCCCCCGGAAUCAGUCACAUUCCAGGAUGUGGCUGUGGAAUUCACUCGGGAGGAGUGGCGAAGCUUAAAUCCAUCUCAGAAAGAGUUAUACAAGGAUGUGAUGCUGGAGAACUAUCGGAACGUGAUCUACCUGGGAUUUGCAGUCUGCAAUCCAGAUGUGAUUGACCAGUUGGAGCGAGGGGAAGUGGCUUGGAUGCCAGAGGGAGGCCACCCAAAACGCACCCCUCCAGGUAGUAAAAAAGUUAUUCAGUACCAGAAAGUUUGUACUUUGGAGAAACGUUAUUGCUGUAAUGACUGUGGGAUGACCUUCCUUGAAUACAAGCAACUUGUCCAGCAUCAGAAAAUCCGUCCUGGAAGAAAAUUUUAUGAAUGUAAUGAAUGUGGGAAGUCCUUCCUGGAGAACUCCAAAUUUAUUGUGCAUCAGAGGAUUCAUACUGGAGAAAAACCUUUUGGAUGCCAAAAAUGUGGGAAGACCUUCCGCCAGAAUUCACAACUUAUCCGACAUCUGAGGAUUCAUACUGGAGAGAAACCUUAUGAAUGUAUUAAAUGUGGGAAGGGCUUCCACCAGAGCUCAGACCUCAUUCGACACCAUAAAAUUCAUAUUGGAGAGAAGUGUUAUAAAUGUAAGAACUGUGAGAAGACUUUCCUUGAGAACUCAGCACUUGUUCGACAUCAAAGAAUUCAUAAAAGAAAGAAACCUUAUGGAUCCAAUGAAGAUGAGAAGACCUUCCAUGAGGGCAAACAAUUUACUGAACCUCAGAGACUCCAUAAAGGAGAAAAACCUUCUGAAUGUAUGGAAUCCAGUGGCAAGGAAUUCAAUCUAAAGAAACAACAUCAGAAAACUCAUACUGGACAGAAACCUUGUGAAUGGAACGAGUGUACAAAGGCCUGUGAGAGCUCAAAAUUCUCCAUAUGUCAGAGAAUUCAACAUACAGAUAAAUCUUAUGAAUGUAAUAAAUGUGAAAAGGUCUUCCACCAAAGACCAGAUCUUAUUCACCAUCAAAAAAUUCAUGUUGGAGAUAAACCUUUUGAGUGUUGUGAAUGUGGGAAGGCCUUCCGCUUGAGGAAACAGCUUAUUCAGCAUCACGUGAUUCACGCUGAAGAGAAACCUUACAAAUGUGACAGAUGUGAGAAGACCUUUGGCCGUAGCGCACAACUUACUCUGCAUCGGAGAAUUCACACUGGAGAGAGACCUUAUGAAUGCAGCGAAUGUGGGAAGUCCUUCAACGAGAGCAAACAGCUUAUUGUACAUCAAAGAAUUCACAGUGGAGAGAAACCUUAUGAGUGUAACAGAUGUGAAAAAGCUUUUCGUCUGAAGACACAACUCACUAGACACCAGAGAAUUCAUACAGGAGAAAAGCCUUAUGAAUGUAAAGAAUGUGGGAAGACUUUCCUGGAGAGCUCAGCACUUAUUCGACAUCAGAGAGUUCAUACUGGAGCAAAACCUUAUGAAUGCAAAAAAUGUGGGAAGGCUUUUCGCCAGAGCUCACAUCUUACUCAGCAUCAGCGAAGCCAUACAGGAGAAAAGCCUUAUGAAUGUAAUGAAUGUGGGAAGGCCUUCAGCGUGAAGACACAACGUACUCGACAUCAGAAAUGUCACGUUAGAGAGAAAUCUGUUAAAUGAAAUUAAUCUAGAAGGUCUUUCCUUAAGAGUUAACAACUCUCAGUCAGAAAAUUCUUAUAUGCAGAGCAGUCAUUCAUGUGGGAUGACUUUCCAUCUGAGGACAUAAAAGCUUACUUUACCUUAGGGCAUUUACGCUGGAGAAAAACCCUACGAAGGUGGCAAGUCCAGCCAAAGCACACAGUUUUCUGGGCAACAAAAUUUAUAGUGGAAAGAAACAUUACCAAUGUAAUAGUUAUGCUAAGAAUUUCUGAGAAAUUAAAAACAAAAUGAGUAGCAGAGUGUUGAGCAGAUUUGUUAGUGUGUUGGAUAUGGGAAGGCUUUCCAAAAGAAUUUUUUAAAACAAAAUUCAGAGGAAAACUUCUUAAAUGUAUUGAAUGUAGGGGUUUUCAACCAGAGUUUAAAAUUUAAUCCACACCAGGGGAUUCACGUUGGAAAGAAAUAUUAUGAAGGUGGGAAGGCCUUCUAGGGUCAACUUUCUUAGCCUCAGAAAGAGGAGAGAUAUUCUUAACAUAAUGAUUAUGAAAAGGCCAUUGAGAGGACAAAGAUCUUAAUGAGUAUCAGAAAAAUUCAUAGUGGAGAGGAAACUUGUCAAUGUAGUGAAUGGGGGAGGACCUUGAUCUGAGUUCAGAACAGAUCCACCAGAAAAUUCACAGUAGAGAAAAAAAAAUAUUCUA
This is a messenger RNA of Trichosurus vulpecula (common brushtail), 2513 nucleotides long. Its product is annotated as zinc finger protein OZF-like. Gene Ontology annotation, biological process: regulation of DNA-templated transcription. The record is from RefSeq and is a predicted model, not a curated record. The coding region runs from base 163 to 1839 and encodes 558 amino acids. NCBI's taxonomy places the organism in Eukaryota, Metazoa, Chordata, Mammalia, Diprotodontia, Phalangeridae. The transcript is spliced from 5 exons.